Messenger RNA from Lactuca virosa, 1464 nucleotides. NCBI's taxonomy places the organism in Eukaryota, Viridiplantae, Streptophyta, Magnoliopsida, Asterales, Asteraceae. The record is from the annotation of a GenBank genome assembly.
AUGAGAGUCAGUUGGAUACUUACAAAAGUGAUGUCGAUAAUGGCAGAACUCAGUCCAAGGACUGAUACUUCUACAGAUGGGGACACAGAAGACAAGGCUCUGGGGUUCCAUAGUGGUCAAUCACAUGGGCUUGUGGUUUCUGAUGCCAGUGAUAAGUCAAGGGAUCAAAAGACACUUCGUAGACUUGCUCAAAAUCGUGAAGCUGCAAGAAAGAGCCGAUUGCGGAAGAAAGCGUAUGUUCAACAGCUGGAAAGCAGUAGAAUGAAGCUGACUCAACUUGAGCAGGAGCUACAAAGAGCUCGACAGCAGGGUAUCUUCAUUUCAAGUUCAGGAGAACAAUCUCAAUCAAUGAGUGGGAAUGGAGCAUUGGCUUUUGAUGUGGAAUAUGGGCGGUGGCUGGAGGAGCACAACCGCCGGAUUAACGAGCUGAAAGGGGCGGUGAGCAACCACGCGGGUGAUGGUGAGCUGCGGAUCAUAGUGGAUGGGGUGGUGGGCCAUUAUGAAGAUAUUUUCAGAAUAAAAGGUGGAUUCCGUUCUUCAGAGCUCUUAAAGUUGCUUAUAACUCAAUUGGAACCGCUGACAGAGCAGCAGUUAUUGGCAAUUGGGAAUUUACAGCAGUCAUCACAGCAGGCGGAGGACGCGUUGUCCCAAGGAAUGGAGGCACUGCAGCAGUCAUUAGCUGAAACAAUUGCAGGAUCUCUUGCCACCUCAAAUCCAUCAUCAGGAGGCAAUGUAGCCAAUUACAUGGGCCAAAUGGCCAUGGCUAUGGGCAAAUUAGGAACCCUAGAAGGCUUCAUUCGACAGGCAGACAAUUUGAGGCAACAAACUUUACAACAAAUGCAUCGAAUACUGACAACACGUCAAUCAGCUCGAGCACUUAUAGCCAUCAAUGACUAUUCCUCUCGGCUUCGAGCUUUGAGCUCAUUAUGGCUAGCACGCCCUCGUGAGUGAAUGACUCAUCAAAUCCUUCUUUUCAAUCACAAAAUGUGACUUGAGCUUGUUGUUUGUAUCAAUUAUACAAAAAGAAAAAAAAGAAAAAAAAAAAAAAACUCUCAUUUGCAAGAAAGUGGUAAGGAUUUGUAACAAGCAGGAAGAGCAGCAAAUAUAUGUGUAUCUCAUCUCUCAUCUCUCAUCUCUCAAGUUGUUGGACUCAUUCCUGGUUAUCUUCUUCUUCUUCAAAUAUGGUGUAAUGGUGCUGAGUUCUACUUCUACCUCCUUGUACCCUUUUGUAUGAAUGAUUAUGAUGAUGAUAUCUCAAUGAUUUAACUUAUAGAAUUUGCAAUAAUUUGGUGUAAUCUUUGUGUUAAUUUAAACUGACAAGAUAGGUACAUUAUGAAUUUGUAGUUUCCUUGUGCUUUUUUAAAUGCUAAUGUUUGAAUUUGGUUUGUAUUUUGUUGUCUGUAUCUUUCUAGUUUCCAUAAUGACAUUCGUUAUUGGGGACAUGUUUCUUAUUCUUUCCCUAUG